Archocentrus centrarchus (flier cichlid) is the source of this 2167-nucleotide messenger RNA. It is a transcript of the gene tnip2, whose product is annotated as TNFAIP3 interacting protein 2. The transcript is spliced from 6 exons. The record is from RefSeq and is a predicted model, not a curated record. Gene Ontology annotation, biological process: toll-like receptor 2 signaling pathway; regulation of transcription by RNA polymerase II; cellular response to lipopolysaccharide. Gene Ontology annotation, molecular function: K63-linked polyubiquitin modification-dependent protein binding. The coding region runs from base 11 to 1351 and encodes 446 amino acids. Lineage: Eukaryota; Metazoa; Chordata; Actinopteri; Cichliformes; Cichlidae.
GAAACCCACAAUGGAUAACCUCAGUAUAAACAACAGAACGCGGAGUUACAGCUUUCUUAAUACGGUGUGUCAUGAGAAGCAGCAGGAAAUCGACCUUCUGAACAAACAGAUCUGUGUAAAGGACAACAUUAUUACAGAUUUAAAAGCCAGGCUGGGGAGACACGAAAGGCUGUAUAUGCCGGUGGGAGAUAAGGAGUCUGUGCUCAUCGGUCCCUCCAACUCUUUGGUGGAGAGCUUGCUCAAUGAAAUAUACAAACUGAAGCAGAAGAAGAACGAACUGGACUUAAUGGCAGCCCGACAAGCAGAGGAGAUCCAGAGGCUGAAUGCACAGCUCAGAGAGAAGGAGCUGGAGCUGGAGACCAUCAGGUGUCAGCCGGAUCACGAGAAGGACCAGGAGAUCCAGAGGCUGCGGGCAGCCUUGCAGGAGAGGGACCGGGCCGAGGCCACCAGAAACGUCCUCUGUACCUCCCUGGCCGAGGAGGCCGACCAGCUGCGCGGCCAGCUCAGCACAACCGUGAAAGUGUGCCAGGAGCUGAUGACCAGACUGCAGAAAGAUAAAAGAGGGGGAGGAGAACUGGAGGAUAUGGCCCAGAUGCAAAAGAAUACAGAGGUGUCAGAGUCCUCUGAUAUGGAUAGCCUUAAUGCCCAAAUCCGUCAACUUCAGGACGAGAAUCAACAGUUAAAGCAACGUGUGGCAUACGUACAAAACCUGAAUUCUCAGUGGCAAAAGUAUGAUUCCAGCAGGGAGGACUAUAUCAAAGGGUUAUGUCAAAGGCUGAAGGAGAGCACUGGGCAGGGCUUGAUGCCUGUAACGAGCUCAGUCAACAGCGGAUUGCUUCAUCAGGAGAUUUCCAGGCUCAAUAACUUACUGGAGGACAAAAUGAGGGAGUGUGCGAGGCUUGUUAGAGAAAAGGAGGAGAUCAGGAGACAAGACAAUGAUCGAAUUCAGACACUUGAGCAGCAGGUUCUCAUCUACACUGAAGACUUUAAGUCAGAGCGCGCUGACAGAGAGCGAGCACAGGGCCAGAUCGAUGCCCUGAAGGAGCAGCUAAAGCAGCAGCUGCACAAACAGCAGGGGGCUAGCAGAGAGAGCAGAGAUGUGGUUCCCAUGUGCCGCGUGCACAUAGGACACAGGAUCUCCUCAAAGCGAAGUAAGGACACGUCAGAGCCUCUAUUGAGGACCACUGCUGAGAGGCGGCAGCAGCCCGCAGCUGCGGCAGCAACCCCAAACUCUGCCUGGAACGAAUGCCCAGUCCUGUCAGAGUUGCAGUGCCCACAGUGCCAAGCCACGUUCAGUGACACAGAAACUACAGAGUACCUGAACCACUGUUUAGACUGUGCCCGACUAUAAGUGGAGGAACACUGAUUUGGAAAUAGCAGUCAUUUCUUACUGACAUUAACUGAACACUGAAGACCAGCACUACACUGCAGAAAAUACCCUGAGUGGAGAUUCCAGUUCUGAGAAGCUUGACUACAAAUCAAACAACUGACUUACCUUUUGACUUUUUUUUUUUUUUUUUUUUGUACAUAGUGAAGCAAAACUGUACAAGUCAACUGGUUAAUCAAGCCUAAGUUUGCAUAUGUUUUUUUUUUUUUUUUUUAAUCCAGUGUCAGGUUCUGAGAGUUCUCCUGUGGCAUUGUGGGAAAUUAUUGUGGUGGGGAAGAGGAUUGGAAUGCAAUAUAUUGAAUAUAAUAUACCUCAGUGUCAAUUUACAAACCUAUUGCACUUUCUUGACAUUUAGUUUAAAACUAAUCGUAGUGUCGUACGAUUAAAUAAAUUCAUGAUGCAUAAGCUUCUUAUUUUGGAUCUAGAUGAUAAUGUGGUGCUAUCAAACUUAACAUGUUUCUAUUUUGUAAAGUAUAUAUAUUCUUAAUAACAGAUUUACAACUAUGUAACUAUUGAUAUUUAUUUGUCUUAAACUGAAAAAUGGCAAAUCAUUUUAUUGCAAUGUUUUGUUGCCCUCUUUUUUCCCCACCAAAGCCAUUAAAUAUAUAUUUUUGGUAAAUGUUUGGGAUUCAAAAAAAAAGAAAAGAAAAGAAAAGUGGUUGAACCAGAGACAAAUGUUGGAGAUCAAUUUUUGAUCAGCGUGUGUAAAGAUCACAUCUCAACUGGCAUAUUUUUGGAGAUGUGUUGUUUUUCUGGGGGCAGUGCGUUAUUUUUGUAAUA